This is a messenger RNA of Helobdella robusta, 396 nucleotides long. RefSeq lists its product as hypothetical. The record is from RefSeq and is a predicted model, not a curated record. Bases 1 to 396 code for a protein of 131 amino acids. Lineage: Eukaryota; Metazoa; Annelida; Clitellata; Rhynchobdellida; Glossiphoniidae. The transcript has 2 exons.
AUGAUUGUCUGUAUUGGGUUCAUUGUGCUUCUGAUUGUUCUGGGAGUUGUAAGAAUUCGUAGCAUCCAGUUGGGAGAAGAUGCAGAAAAGGGAGUAGAAGAUCCGGAGUUGAACAUCAUCCUCAAUCCCAUGCAUCCGGAUAAUGACAUAAACGAAUGCAUGGAGGAGAACAACAAGAAUAAUAAUAACAACAACAGCAGCAACGGCAAAAAUAAUAAUAAGACGAACGGUACAUGUAAACACAGGAAGAAGAAGAACAACAACAGCGGAAACGGAAAUGAUGAAGAAGAUGAUGACGUCAUAAAUGAGGACAGCGAUGACGACGACGACGACGACGAUGAUGAAUCGUUCGGCUGCCAUGACGCCGCAUGGAAAAAUGCAGCUGUACUUCUUUGA